ACCGAUUUCCGAGCCGGCUUGGCACGUCCGUUCUUCAAACACUCCGAAAGUACUCUAAGAUUAAUAGUCCCUGAUUGCCACAUGGUUGUCGAACUAAUCUUGGGAGCAUCACACGACCUGCAGCCCGAAACACAACCUAUGCUGUGUUCUGCUAAUCUAAAACCGACAUUGGCGAAUUGGAUGCUGAAAAGAUUAGAAGAGGAACAAUGACUACUACUCAACUCCCCGUAUCAGAUUCUGAUAAGUAUGACUAUGUAGUAGUUGGUGGGGGUACGGCCGGCUGUGUCCUCGGGGCAAGGCUGGCCGAAUAUCUUCCACACAAAAGGAUUCUUCUCAUUGAGGCUGGUCCAAGUGAUUUUAUGGAUGAUCGUGUCCUAGACCUUAAGCAAUGGCUGCAUCUGCUAGGUGGUGAGCUCGAUUAUGAUUAUGGCACCACUGAACAGCCUAUGGGCAAUUCUUUCAUUAGGCAUGCGCGAGCAAAGGUUCUAGGUGGUUGCUCAUCGCAUAACACUUUGAUUUCCUUCAGACCAUUCAAAUACGACUUGGAUAUUUGGCAAUCGUUGGGGGCGCAAGGCUGGACUUUUCCGAUAUUUAUGAAAGCGCUCGAUAGACUGAGGAAUAGUGUCCAACCAGUCCACACGAGACAUCGCAACCAGCUUUGCCAGGACUGGGUUGAUUCGUGUAGCACGGCGCUUCAUAUCCCAGUUGUUAACGACUUCAACAAGCAAAUAUCGGAAGCCGGAUCAUUGACACCGAGUGUAGGUUUCUUCUCGGUGAGCUACAAUCCGGAUGAUGGAAGACGAUCUAGUGCAUCCGUCGCAUACAUUCACCCAAUCCUCCGGGGUGAAGAAAAGCGACCAAACUUAACAAUUCUCACCGAUGCGUGGGUUUCAAAAAUCAAUGUUGUUGGCGACGUCGUCGAAGGUGUUAAUCUUACGUUGAAAGAUGGCUCUUCGCGGAUUAUCAAGGCGAAGACCGAAACGAUAUUAAGCGCCGGAGCUGUAGAUACGCCUCGGCUUAUGAUGCUGUCGGGUAUUGGACCUAAGAAGCAAUUGUCUGAUCUUGGCAUUCACGUUGUGAGGGAUAUUCCCGGCGUCGGCGAAAACUUACAAGAUCAUCCCGAAAGUAUCAUCAUGUGGGAGCUGAACAAGCCGGUACCUCCAAACCAGACUACUAUGGAUUCUGACGCAGGGAUAUUCUUACGUCGUGAGGCGCCGGGUGCUGGGGCUAAGAAAUCGGCUGCGAAUCCACAAGGCCUAUCGGAUGGAGAUAUCGCAGAUGUUAUGAUGCACUGCUACCAAAUUCCGUUCACGCUUAACACCCUCCGAUUAGGAUACCCUGAUGUUCCAGACGGCUAUGCCUUCUGUAUGACACCAAACAUUCCACGACCACGCUCACGAGGUCGGUUAUAUCUGACAUCUGCGGAUCCGAAGGUCAAACCGGCCCUCGAUUUCCGAUACUUCACAGAUCCGGAAGGUUAUGACGCGGCUACAUUAGUAUUCGGUAUGAGAGCAGCACGCAAGGUAGCUGAACAAGCGCCAUUCAAGGAUUGGAUCAAGAAGGAGGUUGCUCCAGGACCCAAGGUUCAAUCAAACGAGGAUUUAAGCCACUAUGCGCGCAAAGCAGCGCACACUGUCUAUCAUCCUUGCGGAACGACAAGAAUGGGAGAUACGACCAAGGAUGAUUUAGCCGUGGUUAACGAAAAGUUGAAAGUAAGAGGAUUAAAGAAACUGCGCAUUGUGGACGCAGGAAUCUUCCCUACUAUUCCCACUAUCAACCCUAUGUUAACUGUAUUGGGUGUUGCUGAGAGAGCUGCUGAGUUGAUUGCGGAAGAGGCUCAAUCGGAGAAGGAGAGAGCUAGGCUAUGAUUGACUUGCUGGGUGAGGCUAGUGAUACCUAUGCACUCUCUUUAAGGUGCUCAAUGCUUUAACUUCCAAGUUGACAUGGCGUUGGCUGGUUAAGUCAGAGGAUAUCCUCUCAAUGAUUGAAUAAGGCUAUACUAAAUCAGGUAUAUUAAGUGUGCACUAUUUUUGAAUUCAUAGUUAUCCACAAGAAAAGAAUUCCAACUCAAUUACCCGGUUA
Hypoxylon trugodes is the source of this 2082-nucleotide messenger RNA. RefSeq names its product putative GMC oxidoreductase. Lineage: Eukaryota; Fungi; Ascomycota; Sordariomycetes; Xylariales; Hypoxylaceae. Gene Ontology annotation, molecular function: oxidoreductase activity, acting on CH-OH group of donors; flavin adenine dinucleotide binding. The record is from RefSeq and is a predicted model, not a curated record. The coding region runs from base 207 to 1868 and encodes 553 amino acids. The transcript is spliced from 2 exons.